GGUUUUUUGUAGCUCACUUCAUUGCAGCAGGGAGAAGAAUAAGGACUCCAGUCUACUAUGGAUGAGGUGAGAGAGGAGGGGGGUCCUACCUCUAAGACCACUCUGUCUGGGGAACAUGGCCGCCAGAGCAAAGCCAAGAGCCCAGAGCAGCAGAAGAGAGCAGACUCUCCUGGACCCAGCUGUGUCUCCAUGAAGAGUGACUGGUCUAUGGAUCCACCUGUUAGCUUUAAAGAUGGAAAUCAGUCUAUUGAGAAGAGCCCAGAGCAGCAGAAGAGAGCAGACUCUCCUGGACCCAGCUGUGUCUCCAUGAAGAGUGACUGGUCUAUGGAUCCACCUGUUAGCUUUAAAGAUGGAAAUCAGUCUAUUGCGAAAAGAAGAGUCCAGCAGCAGAGAGCAGACUCCCCUGGACCCAGCUGUGUCUCCAUGAAGAGUGACCGCUCUAUGCAUAAUACUCCUAAAUUUAAAGAUGUACUCCCCUCCAGAGCGGAGAGAGAUCCCCACCACAGGUCAAAGGUUACCAGAGCUCAGUCUGUAAAGCAGUAUCAAACAGAGCUGAUCAAGAGGGCUGAGGAGAACGCACACGCUUUUCUAGACAAGGAGCUGAAGAAGCUCUGGAGAGAUCUCUUCCCAGAUUACCCACAAUGCUCAGAGAGUCAGAGGGAAAAGGAGGAGGAGGUGGUUGGUAAGAACGAGGAGCAGAGGAGACGCGCCAUAGAGGGAGUGGUGGACAUCACAAAGCUCUGCCUGAUGGAGAUGAAUCAGGAGGAACUGGCCUACACACUGGGGGACAGAUCUGCUGCUGUCGAGUGCCAACAUAAAAUCAAGUCUCAUUUGAAGAAGAAGUUAAAAUACGGGUUUGAGGGAAUUGCUAAAGCAGGUCAGCCAACAGGUCUGAAUGACUUCUACACAGAGCUCUCCAUCACAGAGGGAGGCAGUGGUGAGGUCAACAAGGAACAUGAGGUCAGAUUGAUUGAAACAGCUUCCAGGAAACCAGCCAAGGAGGAAACACCAAUCAAAUGUGAAGAUAUCUUUAAUCCCUCACCUGGACAAGAUAAACCAAUCAGAACAGUAAUGACAACUGGAGUGGCCGGCAUUGGUAAAACCGUCUUAACACACAAGUUCACUCUGGACUGGGCUGAAGGCCAAGCCAACCAUGACAUACACUUCACAUUUCUCUUCACUUUCAGAGAGCUGAAUUUACUGAAAGGGAAAGAGUUUAGCUUGGUGGAACUUCUUCAUCACUUCUUUUCUGAGACAAAAGAAGCAGGAAUCUGCGGAUAUGAACGGUUCCAAGUUGUCUUCAUCUUUGAUGGUCUGGAUGAGUGUAGACUUCCUCUGGACUUCCAGAACAACCAGAUAUGGACUGAUGUCACCAAGCCAACCUCAGUAGACAUACUGCUGACAAACCUCAUCAGGGGCAACCUGCUUCUCUCUGCUCGCAUCUGGAUAACCACACGCCCUGCGGCAGCCAAUCAGAUCCCUGCUGAGUUUGUUGACAUGGUAACAGAAGUGAGAGGAUUCAACGACCAACAGAAGGAAGAGUACUUCAGGAAUAGAUUCAGAGAGGAGACACUGGCUAGCACAAUCAUCUCCCAUGUGAAGAAAUCACGAAGCCUCCACAUCAUGUGUCACAUCCCUGUCUUCUGUUGGAUCACUGCUACAGUUCUGGAGGACAUAUUCAAAAACUCCCAGAUAGAAGAGAAGCCAAACACUGUGACUCAGAUGUACAUCCACUUCCUGAGGAUUCAGUCCAUACAGGGGGACAGGAAGUACUAUGGGAAAGCUGAAACGGAUCCAGGCUGGAGUUCAGAGAGCAGGGAGAUCAUUGUUUCUCUGGGAAAACUGGCUUUAAACCAGCUGGAGAAAGGCAACCUGAUCUUCUAUGAGGCAGACCUGGAAGAGUGUGCAAUCGACAUCAGAGCAGCCUCUGUGUACUCAGGAGUGUUCACCCAGAUCUUUAAAGAGGAGGGUGGGCUGAACCAGGACAAGGUGUUCUGCUUUGUCCAUCUCAGCAUCCAGGAGUUUCUUGCUGCCCUUUAUGUCCUUCUUUCCUUCAUCGAUACUGGUAUCAAUCUGCUCUCGGAAGAACAACCAUCCUCCAUGAAAGAUCAACUCCUCUCCCUCUAUCGGAGUGGUGUGGACAAGGCCUUACAGAGUGAGAACGGACACCUUGACUUGUUCAUCCGCUUCCUCCUGGGCCUCUCUCUAGAGACCAAUCAGAUUGUCCUACGAGGUCUGCUGGGACCGACAGGAACUAGCUCACUGACUAAUGAGGGAACAGUGUCUUACAUCAAGCAGAAGAUAGAUCAAAGACUCUCUCCAGAGAGAACCAUAAACUUGUUUCACUGUCUGAAUGAGCUGAAUGACCAUUCUCUAGUGAAGGAGGUCCAAAAGUACCUGACAUCAGGAAGUGUUUCCCAAAAAACACUCUCUCUUGCUCAACUGUCAGCUCUGGCCUUCAUCUUACUGACAUCAGAAGAGGAGCUGGACGUGUUUGACCUGAAGAAAUACUCUGCUACAGAGAAGGGUCUUCUGAGGCUGCUGCCAGUGGUCAAAGCCUCCAAAACAUCUCUGCUGAAUGGCUGUCAUCUGUCAGAGAGAAACUGUGAAGCUCUGGCCUCAGUUCUCAGCUCCAACUCAUCUAGUCUUAGAGAGCUGGACCUGAGUACCAAUGAUCUGCAGGAUUCAGGAGUGAAGCUGCUCUCUGCUGGACUGGGGAGUCCACACUGUACACUGGAAAUUCUCAGGCUGAAUGGUUGUCAACUGUCAGAGAGAUGCUGUGAAGCUCUGGCAUCAGUUCUCAGCUCCAACUCCUCUAGUCUGAGAGAGCUGGACCUGAGUACCAAUGAUCUGCAGGAUUCAGGAGUGAAGCUGCUCUCUGCUGGACUGAUGAGUCCACACUGUACACUGGAAACUCUCAGGUUGUCUGGCUGCCUGAUCACACAGGAAGGCUGUGCUUCUCUGGCCUCAGCUCUGAGCUCCAACCCCUCCCAUCUGAGAGAGUUGGACCUGAGCUACAAUCACCCAGGAGACUCAGGAGUUACGCUGCUCUCUGCUGGACUGGAGGAUCCACGCUGGAGACUGGACACCCUAAGUGUGGAGCAUGGUGGAGUGUGGAGGCUGAAACCAGCCCUAAAGAAGUAUGCCUGUGAACUCACACUGGAUAAAAACACAGCCCACAGACGACUCUCUCUGUCUGAGGGCAACAGAAAGGUGACGCGGGUUGGAGAGGACCAGCCGUAUCCGCAUCACCCAGAGAGAUUUGACCAUGAAGGCCAGGUGUUGUGUAGAGAGGGUCUGACUGGCCGCUGUUACUGGGAGGUAGAGUGGGAAGAACCUCUUUAUAUAGGAGUGAUAUGCAAAGGAAUAUCAAGGUGCAAUAGUGAUGCCAGCGCGCUUGGACAGAACAACGAGUCCUGGACUCUUUAUUGUCAUUAUGGUGGUUACACUGCCCGGUACAACCGUAUUAGAACGAUCACACCUCUCAAGCUCGCUGGCUCUAACAGAGUAGGAGUGUAUCUGGACCGGCCUGCUGGCACUCUGUCCUUCUACAGAGUGUCGCCAGAUAUAGGAGGCUCCUCAGACACACUGACACACAUCCACACCUUCCAGGCCUCCUUCACCCAGGUGGACCUCCUCCCUGCGUUUAAGUUAUGGAUGGAUGGUUCCUCAGUGUCUCUGUGUCGGUUGUAG
Messenger RNA from Gadus chalcogrammus (walleye pollock), 3693 nucleotides. Its product is annotated as NLR family CARD domain-containing protein 3-like. The record is from RefSeq and is a predicted model, not a curated record. The transcript is spliced from 13 exons. Bases 58 to 3693 code for a protein of 1211 amino acids. Gene Ontology annotation, molecular function: protein binding. Lineage: Eukaryota; Metazoa; Chordata; Actinopteri; Gadiformes; Gadidae.